GUAUUACAAAAAACUUCAUCAAGUCACUCUUCUCACUCCAGUGGCAAGUCUGUGUCCAGUACAAAAGUGAUCUGUACACCGUUGAAAACAGUUACACAAUCAAAUCACCACUCAAAAUCAUCACCACUCAAAGUUGUUCAACAAGGUUCUUUAACUCCUUUGCCAGAAGCGCAAAACUCAAUAACUCUUCAGGUGUCCACCAAUCUGAGCCCAUCAUCACAAGAGCAACAAACAAUACAGAAUAGCGUGACGCUGGCUUCCAAUACGACUAGCACGACGACUAUUUCCGGCUCGUCUGGUACGAAGAUCUACGUUCAACAGAAUAACUCGCCAAUGAGAUCCGUAAUUACUUUUGAAAAUGGCACAGUGAAAACAAAGAUUGCUGAGAAGGAAAUCAUUGACUGCAAAGAGAAACAGGAAAAAGAAUUGGUUACGGAAAAGACUUAUAAAACUCGAGUAAGUAACGAGAAGCUCUUCAAAUCGAAGUUAGAUGAAGAAAAAUUGAAUAAAUCAAUCAAAGUUGAGCGUCCGUCAACGCUUUAUGCAACAAAAGAAACAAAAACAAAUACUUUGUUAUCAGAAUCUGAUAAAGAAAAUAAACCGAAAAUUGAAGAGGAAGUGCCUAACAAAAUGAAACUAACAAACCGCAUGAACAACAGUCAGGUUCACUUAUUCGACGGGUCUGCCAACAAUGUCGACAAAAAUGCUUUAAUACAUGAGACAGCCGCCGCGUUGUCCAGUACAAAAAACACAAAUGAUGCGAUGAACAACUCGCGCAAACUUAGUCUGUCACUCAGCAAAGAUACAUUAAGCUAUCGCAAUCUAUUGCAUCCCGACUCGAAGAACAACAUAGCUUCAAACCCUCCAUCGCCUACUAAAUCCUACGACUGUUUUAGUGACUCCUUCAACGAUGUCUACAUUGAAAAUCUAGAGACGGUAAAACAGCACCAGGCUCCUCAGGGAUCUGAGCCUAAUUUAGAAAAGAUCAUGAGUCGAGGUUCGGACUUGCACUCUUAUCCUAGUCUCAGCGAUAUGCAAGUGCAAUUUACCAGCUUGGCAGCGCAAAAAAUCCUCAAGGGCUGCCCGAUCAACAGCGUUGACACUCUGGUAGAAGUAAAUAUGGCAGCAACAUCCGAUAAGACUAAUAACUGUGAUGUUACAGUUCAUACCGACUUUGGUCUCGUUUGAAUUCCAUUAUCAAACAAACGCUAUCCGUCGAUUAAAUAAUAAAUGAAGAAGCUGUGAUCCUUUUAUCACAUUUUGACAUGUUUGUGUCCGUAAAAAGUAAUGUGCCUCAAGGCAAACAACAUUCGAAAGUAUAUCGCUACCGCCUUUGAUUUUCGCAUUUUAGAAUAAACAAAUUAUUUUUAUGUAAAAGCUACAGCUUGCAUACAGAAGAUAUAUAUAGAAUAUGCAUAAUAGUUACCAGUGAACUUGUCGCUUCUUCUUUUGUGAAUCUUUUAACAAACGUUCAUACUUAUUCAAAUAUUUUUUACAACAUACAUGUUAUAUUGUUAAGUACUGAAACACCGUUCUAUAAUUUAUAAUUCUAAAGUUAUCACAAAGAAGUGCUAGAUUGUCUUGUACUUUUUGAUAUUUACAAUUAGACUUGGUUCUCUUUACAUUUUAAAACAAUAUAAAUAUAUUCGAAUACUACGCAUAUUAUAAUGUUGUAACAUUUGGCGGUUUUGCAUUGCUUUACUCAAGUUAAAGCGAUUUGUCAAAGCAUCUUAUGUUCAACAAUCAGACGUGCCACAAGCGUCAAAUGAGAAAAGAGAGAUAAGAAGUUAAAAAACAGUGAAAACAAGAACAUUAUUACUUUAAAUACAUAUGUGUAGAUAAUUUUAUUUUAUUUUACAUUUUAUAUUUUUACGGCGACACAACUUUGUAACCUUUACCAAUAAACAGAAAUUAAACAGUACAGUACAA
This is a messenger RNA of Pseudomyrmex gracilis, 1929 nucleotides long. RefSeq lists its product as uncharacterized. The transcript has a single exon. The record is from RefSeq and is a predicted model, not a curated record. Lineage: Eukaryota; Metazoa; Arthropoda; Insecta; Hymenoptera; Formicidae. The annotation marks the transcript as partial.